Molecule: messenger RNA, 974 nt
Organism: Cuscuta campestris
Lineage: Eukaryota; Viridiplantae; Streptophyta; Magnoliopsida; Solanales; Convolvulaceae
Source: the annotation of a GenBank genome assembly
AAGCUAACACGUCACAUAGCUUUUGUAAAAGGCUAAAGGUAGCGCCAAACCGCAACUGAUUUGAUGCCACACAGGGCCUUGGUCAGUAGCAACGAAGCCCAGAUCGGUGCCCCAAUUCCGAUUCCCAGCCCUACAGAAUCCAAACCCUCCUCAGCGAAGUUCAAGUACCGACGAAGAGGGGGCUUCGUUAGCCAUCAACGCCUCAUUUCCCCUCUUUCUGAAACGGAACCAACGGGAAGAAGCUCUUUAUCUUCUAUAAAUUGGUAGCAAGCUGCGAGAAGACGAAGGAGGGGACGAGAAGACGACGGAGGGGACGACACUAGCAGCUUCUACUUCAAUUUUAGUUCUUCCUCUUCUAAAGAUCAUCUUCUCUACAAAAAAAAACCCUAGAUUUGAUAUGUACUCGUUUAUGAAAUUGCCUCACUCAGUUUGAAGAGAAGACAACCUUUUCCAUGGAUGAUGGAGAAGUGCUUGAGGAUGCUAAAGAUUUGGACGAUGAUGAGGAGGUGAUUGUUCCAGACUCUGAAGAAGGGUACGAUGAUGAGGAGGUGAUUGUUCCAGGCUAUGAAGAAGGGGUCAAUGAUGAAGACUUGGUAGUUCUUGACUCCUUAGAUCUGGAUCUGAAGAUGUGGACAAUGAUGAAGAUUGUGAUGCUCAUGAGUCCCUAGAUUCGGACAAUGAAGGGGUGGAGCCUGCUGAAUUUCCCCUUCAAGCUCUAAGACAGCAUGCAAAGGGGCGUGAGAACCGUUUUAGGCAUGCAGCUGCUCUUCGAUAUGACCCCAAACUGGGGGAGUUAUUGGAAUGGUUUCACAACCCGGUUACGAAGGCAAUGAUUGUCAUCUACCUUCCAUGCUUUUUCGUCUAGGGAAAUAGCCUCUUUUCUUUUUCUGUAAGCCUACUAUGUUUCCUAUGUGGUUGUGGUCUAUGAUGAACCUCUAUUUGUGUUUGUAUCAUAUGACUAUCCUGACUGGUUA